Acaromyces ingoldii is the source of this 1918-nucleotide messenger RNA. Its product is annotated as kinase-like protein. The record is from RefSeq and is a predicted model, not a curated record. Gene Ontology annotation, biological process: protein phosphorylation; mitotic DNA damage checkpoint signaling. The coding region runs from base 80 to 1690 and encodes 536 amino acids. The transcript is spliced from 4 exons. Lineage: Eukaryota; Fungi; Basidiomycota; Exobasidiomycetes; Exobasidiales; Cryptobasidiaceae. Gene Ontology annotation, cellular component: nucleus. Gene Ontology annotation, molecular function: ATP binding; protein serine/threonine kinase activity.
CGAGAGAGGUUGCGCGCGUCGUGUUGCUUCUCCGUUCGUUCGAAAUCACGACGCAAGAAGCCAACAGUCGACCAGCAACAUGGAGGCACGCAUGGUCGACUCGCGUUCGCAGUCGCCCAUGGCGUACGCUUCUUCGCGUGCUGCAAGCCCUUACCCUCCUCCCGUCUCGCCCUCGGAGCACGGCCUGAGUGGGGCGGAAGAGCAUGGGGAGCAGGAAGGGGAUUAUUCACACAAGCACCAGCCUCCUUACGCGACCUUUAGCCGGACCGUCGGCGAGAGCGGCCUGCUCAUCGACAUGGAUGAAGAAGAGGACGAAGACGCCGAAGAGGAAGAUGUGGAGGACGAAGGCCCUCCUUCGAGCGAGGAGCUGAGCAGCGAGCCUCCCCCGCAGCGAAGCGAGGGUGAGUGGGAACGUAUCGAUGAGGAGAUCAGAGAGAUGGAAGCAAGCGUCGAGGGAAUCUCCAAUUACGAGGUCAUAGACAAGCUUGGCGAAGGGACCUUCUCCUCUGUAUACAAGGCUGUGGACAGAGACCACUACCUGUUCGACAAUUACAUCUGGACUGGCAAAGUCCCCUCAGUAAAUAGGAGGCGACAAAAGAGCGUCUAUGUAGCCCUCAAGAGGAUCUAUGUGACGAGCUCACCGUCGAGAAUCCUCAACGAGCUCGAGCUGAUGGAAGACCUCCGCCACUGCCAACACAUUGCCUAUCUCAUCACGGCCUUUCGGACUCAUGACCAGAUCAUUGCUGUGAUGCCAUACAGCCGUCACAGUGACUUCAGGGAGUACUACCGCAUCAUGCCACUGUCAGAUCUCAAGUGCUAUUUCCGUUGUCUCUUCGGAGCACUAGAGGGCGCCCACGCGCUCAAUAUCAUACACCGAGACGUCAAACCGGCCAACUUCCUCUACGAUCCUCGCAGUGGAGAGGGCACCCUCUGCGACUUUGGUCUAGCCGAGCGUUUCGAGCCGCAAGAGUGGCGCGGCAAGUGCCAUCACACGUGCCCCACGAAGGAGUUGCCCCAUGGAAAAGUUGUCGCCAACCAGCACGUCUACAGCAGUCACAUGGAGCCUGGUGGAGCGCUGUAUGAAAACCGAGGCAAGUCUUCAACCGCAUCCGGGGCGGCCAAUCUCAAGAGGAGAGCCAUGGCUCCUCCCGAAAGGAUCGGGUACAACAAAGAAGACGCUCGCCCGGGAGUGAGGGCCAACCGAGCAGGCACGCGAGGCUUUCGUGCGCCUGAAGUGCUGCUCAAGUGCCAGGACCAGACGCCGGCGCUCGAUAUUUGGUCGGCUGGCAUCAUUCUCUUGGCUUUUCUGACCAAGCGCUUUCCUCUCUUCAACUCCAACGACGACAUCGAGGCACUGUUGGAGCUCAUGGUCGUGUUUGGGAAGAAGCGCAUCAAUCAGGCCGCCAUUCUACACAACCGAGUCAUGCACUCGACGGUGCCCCUUGCCAAUGCAGAUGGCUACCGCAUCCCUGACUUUGUUCUCAAAAUGAAUCCCGCCAUCCUUGACACCCCCGCUGGUCACCCCGACCCGGAGCUCUACACCCAAGAGGUCCACCAGGCCAUGGACCUCGCUCGUGCCUGCCUGCAGACCGACCUAACGCGUCGUUACAACGCCCGCGAAGCCCUCAGCCAUCCUUUCCUCCAGCUCGACGACGAUGAAGAGGUGAUGCGCAACGCGAGGGAGUUUUGAUCUUUCACAAUCCCCACUUUGGCUCUUCCAGCAAGGGAGGAGCAAAUCGACAUUGAGACAUCUGUACCAUUAUUAUCAUCCUCAUCAUUAUCGAUCUGACCAACCAUUCCGUACACAAGAGAAAUACUCAUCUUCACAUAGGCUACAAGCAUCACUCGUCUCUCCGAAAGUAAAGUCAUCAAUGUGGGUUCCAUUCUCAUGACAUCUACCCGUUACAUUCUAUAAGUA